AUGGCGGACGAGCGCCAUGGCUUCCUGGAGAGCUUCGCCGCGCUGCUGCUGCGCGUCCGGCCCGACAAGUGGAGCCAGUUUGUGGGCAGCGAGGAGGCCGCGGCCGUGCUGGACGAGUUCUUCAGGCAGCAGGACGUGCUGGAGCUGGUGCUGGGGCUGAACCCCGGCGGGCAGCCGCUGGCCGGCACCCGCUUCCCGCCCGCCCUCAGGGACAAGGGCAUCUACUUCGUGAAGAAGAAGAGCGAGAACAUCACGCGGGAGAACUGCCGGAGCGGGCUGCUGGUGGGAGACAUCGGCCCCUCGCCCGUGGAGCAGCUCAUCACCGUGGUGCAGGAGGUCGUGGCACCCCUGCUCUGGAGUGAGGACAACAUGGCAGGGUGGCCCAGGGUGGUGGUGGAGGACGUCAUGCAGCAAACCCAGCAGCUGAAGAACGAGAUGUUUGUGAUGGGUGGGAAGAUCCAGGGGAAGCCGCUGCUCCCACUGCCGGAGUGCCUGGACAGGCAGGAUGACUCCAGCACCAUCCUGGACUGCCUGGAGGAGCCUGUGGACACCUCAGUGCUGCACACCAUGGAUGCCAUUGUCAUUGAGUGGUCCCACCAGAUCAGAGACAUCCUGAGCAAGGACUCGUCGCAGCCACUGCUGGAGGGGCUGCACCCCCUGCCCAGGACUGAGUUUGAGUUCUGGCAGACCAGGGUGGUCAAUCUGCAGUGUCUCAAUGACCAGCUGCUCUCGCCCCAAGUGACAGCACUAGCUGAGACGCUGGAGAAGGCCAACAGCUGCUACUGGCCAGCGCUCCAGAGCAUCUUCAGGACUGUCAGUGCCAACCUGGAGGAAGCCAGAGACAUCAGCCUCCACCUGCAGCCACUUCGGGUCCUGCUGGAAGAGAUGGAGCAAGCUGAUUACUCCCAGCUGCAGCCCUACGUGGACAGGAUGCUGUGCACCAUCCGCCUGCUCCGCGCUCACUGCCCGCACUACAGCUCACCCUCCCACACCAGCAUCCUCCUGAGGGAGAUCUGCAACCUCCUUAUGGAGAUGACCUGUAAAUUCCUGAGCCCUGAGGACCUGAUGAAAGAGCUGCAAGGAGAAACCGAAGAGGCCUUAGCAAGGAUCAGGCUGAGCAUUUCCAUCAUAGAGAAGCUCUUCCAGUCCUACAGCACUCUCUGCUCCAACCCAACGCCCACGCUGUUCCAGGAGGAGCCACAGCUCUGGGACUCCCCCCAGUCCCCUGUCUUCAACAGAAUAGACUCCUUCCUGCAGAGGCUCCAAACCAUGGAGGAGCUGUACCAGACAUCUAUCGAGUUUCUGAAGCUGGAGAAGGCAGAGAUGGGUGGAGUGAGAGGGAACCUCCAUGGGAGCCAGGUGUUGCAGAUCUACGAGGAGGUCUCUGAACUCAUCAAGAGUUUAGCUGACUGCAAAUACGAUCCCUUAGAUCCCACAGACGAGCAAUUGAACAAAGACUUUGCAGAGUUCCAGAAGAAGAUUCAGGAUGUGGACACGAGGUUGGCCACCAUCCUCUGCCGAGGCUUUGAGGACUGCAACUGCCUGGCAUCUGCUUUGAAGCUGGUGCACAUGUUUGCCUUCAUGCUGGAGCGGCCUCUGAUAAAGGCUGAGGUUUCCCCCUAUUACCAAUCCCUGCUGGGGAUGUUCAAGGCCGAGCUGGAGGCCGUGAAGGUGCUGUAUGAUGCCCAGACCUCCAGCCCGCCACCAGGCCCGGCCCUGCACCGCAACAUGCCGCCCGUGGCUGGGCAGCUGAAGUGGGCUCUGGAGCUGCAGCAGCGGCUGGAGGGGCAGCACCAGGACCUGUUUGCCAUCAGCCACCCGGUGAUGGUCAGUGCUGAAGCCAAACUGGUGUCCGAGAAGUACAAAGAAAUGAUGGAGCUGCUGCAGCGUUACCGUGAGAAGGUCUAUGAGGAGUGGGCACACGGAGCCGUGCAGGACUGCCACUUCAGCCUGGAGCAGCCCCUGAUCCUGAGGGACCCCGAAUCUUCCCUCCUCAGCGUCAACUUCAGCAAAGAGCUCGUUGCUGUUCUGCGGGAGGUGAAGUACUUGACCUUCCAGCAGCAGGAGGAAAUCCCAAGCAGUGCCAAAAGCCUCUUUGCUCAAAACGAGACUCUCCAGAAGUUUGUGGACAGCCUGGAUCUUAUCGUUGGCUGGUACAAUGAGGUGAAGGGGAAGCUGCUGCCCGUGGAGCUCUCGCUGGUGUCGGAGGAGCUGACGGCGGUGGACGGGCAACUGGCUAGUGCAGAGCAGACCCUGUUUUGGAACGAUGAAGGUGUCGUGGAGUACAUCCAAGAGAUGAGAGAGAGCCUGUAUAACCUGCAGACCCGCAUCCAGAAAGCAAAAUUAAACCUGGAAACUAUCACCCAGCUGAUGGAGGACUGCUCGGCUGCUCCCCUCUUCGAAAGGAAAGACAACAAAGAGACAACGCUCUUGGACCUGGAUGGGAAAGCUGCCACCUUAACCAGGCGCUGUGCUGCCAUCAGGGAUGUGGGUGCAAAGAUCCAGGAGCUGGUGGAGGAGAAUGCAGGUCUGUUUAGGGCUGACAAGUCAUCUCAGCAAUGGCAGGACUACGUGGACUACGCAGACAGAAUCGUGCUGGAAAAACUCUUCAGACUUGUCCACAAAUCUCUGCAGCUGCUGCGAACCAACAUGAGCCCUGAGGCUGACGUGGCCCCGCUGCUGGAGGUGCGCAUGGAGCUGUGUGACAGCAGGCUGCAGUACCGGCCCUCCCUGGAGGUGGGAGUUGACAACAGCCUCUUGGAGCUGAUGGAGUCUCUGCUCAGUGAUACCUACAAACCUGCAGCCUGUGUGCCCCGGCUGCUGGCGGGGAAGCUGAGCUACAAGACCACGUUGGAGGAGGAGGAGAAGCUCACCAGGCUGCAGGAGGAGGUGCUGUCACUGGUGGUCAGUGCCAUGGCAGAGGGCGAGGAGUACAGCACCAGCUUUGAGGACCAAGCCGACCUGUGGCUGGUGGAACCCGAGGAGUUCCUGCAGCAAUUCCUCACCUUGGGAAGUGUCUCCAGCCCCGAGGAGCUGGAGCUGUUGACAGAGCAGCAGCCAACCCCUGGCCUCCCGUCCCUCCAGCUCUUUCAGCAGGAGAUUGACGCGUGCAAGGGCCUGUGUGAGGAGGUGUCAGAGAUCCCCAACACCAAGGUGUUUGGAGGGUGGCUGCGGAGCGACUGCCGCCCCUUCAAGCAGGUGCUGCUGAGCAACAUCAAGCAGCGGAGCCUGGCGCUCCGGCAGCACCUCGCCAGCCACGUCACCACCAGUCUCCAGGAGCUGAAGGAUUUCAUCCAAAAGACAAACGCCAGCUUGAGUAAACCUUUGAAGGAGGGAGACUAUGAUGGGCUGGUGGAGGUGAUGAAGCAGCUGCUGAGCGUGAAGGAGAGGCAAACAGCAACCGACAGCAUGUUUGAGCCCCUGAAGGAGACAAUUGCUCUGCUCAGCACUUAUGGAGAUGAGCUGCCAGAGGAGAUCCACCUGCAGCUCCACGACCUCCCCGAGCACUGGGAUGCCACCAAGAAGCUCUGCCUGCGGGUCAAGCAGAGCGCGGCCCCUCUGCAAGCCAUCGAGGUCAACAGCAUCCACAAGAAAUGCCAGCAGUUUGAGGUCCAGCAGCUCUCCUUCCGCGAGAGGUUCCAGGAAAAAGCCCCUUUCUCAUACACUGACCCAAACCCCUACAAGUCCUUGAAAAAGCAACAGAGGCGGAUUGCAGCCAUGGAGAGGGACAUGGCAGCCCUGGCCGAGUCAGCCGGGCUGUUUGAGGUGUUGGUCCCAGAAUACAAGCAGCUCAAGGCGUGUCGCAGGGAGGUGCACUUGCUGAAGGAGCUCUGGGACAUGAUUGUCCUGGUUAACACCAACUUUGAUGACUGGAAGACCACAAGGUGGAAGGACAUCGACGUCGAGCAGAUGGAUCUCGAUUGUAAGAAAUUUGCUAAAGACAUUCGGAGUCUGGAUAAGGAGAUGAGAAGCUGGGAUGCAUUCACAGGGCUGGACAACAGCGUGAAGAACAUGAUGACGUCCCUGCGCGCCGUGAAUGAGCUGCAGAACCCGGCCAUCAGGGACCGGCACUGGCAGGAGCUCACACGGGAAACCGAGGUGACCUUCACCAUGUCUAAGGACACAACUCUCGCAGAUCUGCUGCAGCUGAACCUGCACAAGUUCGAGGAUGAAGUUCGUGGCAUCGUGGACAAAGCUGUGAAAGAGGCAGCGAUGGAGAAGGUGCUGAACGCCCUGGAGACUACCUGGGCAACGAUGCAGUUUGAGCACGAGCCCCACCCCAGGACUGGCAUCAUGCUGCUCAAGUCGGACGAGGUGCUCAUCGAGACGCUGGAAGACAACCAAGUGCAGCUGCAGAACCUGAUGACCUCCAAGCACCUGACCUUCUUCCUUCAGAAGAUAACAGACUGGCAGCAGAAGCUGUCAACCGCUGACUCCAUCAUCAGCAUCUGGUUUGAGGUGCAGAGGACGUGGAGUCACCUGGAAAGCAUCUUCAUCGGCUCCGAAGACAUCCGCAGUCAGCUGGUGGAGGACUCCAAGCGUUUUGAUGCCAUUGAUCGCGAUUUCAAGGAAUUAAUGGCUGAUGCGGUGAAAACUCCCAACGUGAUCAAAGUGACCAACAAGGCCGGGCUGCUGGGCAGGCUGGAGGAGCUGCAGGGACGGCUGGCGGUCUGUGAGAAGGCUUUGGCCGAAUACCUUGAGACCAAAAGGCUGGCUUUUCCCAGAUUCUACUUUGUUUCCUCUGCAGACCUGCUGGAUAUUUUAUCUAAUGGCAACGAGCCAGUGGAGGUGUCCCGACAUCUGCCCAAACUGUUUGACAGUUUGGCUAAACUGAAUUUCAAGAAGAGUCCAGACAAAAAGCCUCUGAAGGUUGGGCUGGAGAUGGUCAGCAGGGACAAGGAGUGUGUGCCCCUCAACGCAGAAUGCGACUUGUCUGGCCAGGUGGAGGUCUGGCUGAACCGGGUGCUGGAGAGCAUGCGCUGCACCCUGCGGCAGCUCAUCCCCAAGGCCUUGCUCACCUACGAGGAGAAGCCGAGGGAGCAGUGGGUGUUUGACUACCCAGCACAGGUUGCUCUGACAUGCACCCAGAUCUGGUGGACCACAGAGGUCGGCAUUGCCUUUUCCAGGCUGGAGGAAGGCUACGAGAAUGCCAUGAAGGAUUACAACAAAAAGCAGAUUGCUCAGCUAAACGCCCUGAUUUCACUGCUCAUCGGGGACCUGAAUCCUGGGGACAGGAUGAAGAUCAUGACAAUCUGCACCAUCGAUGUCCACGCCAGGGACGUUGUGGCCAAAAUGAUCCUUGCGAAGGUGGAGAGCGCCCAGGCGUUCACCUGGCAGUCGCAGCUGCGGCACCGCUGGGACGAGGGCGGGAGGCACUGCUACGCCAACAUCUGCGACGCGCAGCUGCAGUACGCCUACGAGUACCUGGGCAACACGCCGCGGCUGGUCAUCACCCCGCUGACGGACCGGUGCUACAUCACCCUGACACAGUCCCUCCACCUCUACAUGGGGGGGGCCCCGGCCGGCCCCGCAGGCACUGGGAAGACGGAGACCACCAAGGACCUGGGCCGGGCAGUGGGCAUGAUGGUCUAUGUCUUCAACUGCUCCGAGCAGAUGGACUACAAGUCCUGCGGGAACAUCUACAAGGGCCUGGCUCAGACCGGUGCCUGGGGCUGUUUCGACGAGUUCAACCGCAUUUCAGUGGAGGUUCUGUCCGUGAUCGCUGUGCAGGUGAAAUGUGUUCAGGAUGCAAUUCGUGCCAAGAAGAAAACGUUCAAUUUCCUUGGGGAGAUGAUCACACUGGUGCCCUCGGUUGGGCUGUUCAUCACCAUGAACCCCGGCUACGCAGGACGGACAGAACUGCCCGAGAACUUGAAAGCUCUGUUCAGACCCUGUGCCAUGGUGGUGCCAGACUUCGAACUGAUCUGUGAAAUCAUGCUUGUUGCAGAAGGUUUUAUUGAUGCUAAGCUUCUAGCAAGGAAGUUCAUUACUUUGUACACACUCUGCAAAGAGCUACUGUCUAAACAGGACCACUAUGACUGGGGUCUGCGGGCUAUCAAGUCCGUGUUGGUGGUGGCCGGUUCCUUGAAGAGAGGGGACCCUGACUGUGCCGAGGACCAAGUUCUGAUGAGAGCUUUACGAGACUUCAACAUCCCCAAGAUUGUGACAGAUGACUUACCUGUCUUCAUGGGGCUGAUAGGGGAUCUGUUCCCAGCACUGGAUAUCCCCAGGAAGAGGGACCUCGACUUUGAGAAGGUCAUCAAGCAGUCCAUUCUGGAGCUGAAGCUGCAGCCGGAGGAGAGCUUUGUGCUGAAGGUGGUGCAGCUGGAGGAGCUGCUGCGAGUGAGACACUCGGUCUUUGUCAUCGGCAACACUGGCUGUGGCAAGUCCCAGGUGCUGAGGUCACUCAACAAGACCUACCAGAGCUUGAAGCGGCAGCCGGUCACUGUGGACCUUGACCCCAAGGCUGUGACCUGCGAUGAGCUGUUUGGGGUUAUUCAUCCAGCCACGCGAGAGUGGAAGGACGGUCUGUUCUCCUCAAUGAUGCGUGAUCUGGCCAACAUCACACAUGAGGGGCCCAAGUGGAUCAUCCUCGAUGGAGACAUUGACCCCAUGUGGAUCGAGUCGCUGAACACAGUCAUGGAUGACAAUAAGGUCCUCACCUUGGCCAGCAACGAGCGCAUCCCUCUCAACAACUCCAUGCGGCUCCUCUUCGAGAUCAGCCACCUGCGGACGGCCACGCCGGCCACCGUGUCCCGGGCAGGGAUCCUCUACAUCAACCCCACGGACCUGGGCUGGAACCCCAUUGUGACCAGCUGGAUCGAGACAAGGACAGUGCAGUCUGAGAAGGCCAAUUUGAUGAUCCUUUUUGACAAGUACCUGCCGGUGUGCCUAGAGAAGCUCAAGUCUGGAUUCAAGAAGAUCACGCCGGUCCCUGAGGUGUCAGUUAUCCAGAUGGUGCUGUACCUGCUGGAGUGCCUCCUGACGCCGCAGACCGUCCCGCCAGACUCGCCCCGGGAGCUCUAUGAGCUCUAUUUCGUCUUCGCUUGCACCUGGGCCUUCGGAGGGGCCAUGUUCCGGGACCAGCUCAUGGAUUACCGCCUGGAGUUCAGCAAGUGGUGGGUGAAUGAGUUUAAAACCGUCAAGUUUCCUUCCACGGGGACAAUUUUUGAUUAUUUCAUUGAUCCGGUAACAAAGAAAUUCAUGCCCUGGACUGAAAAAGUGCCAAAGUUCACCCUGGAUCCCGAAGUCCCUUUACAGGCCUCCGUGGUGCACACAACCGAGACCAUCUGCAUCCGCUACUUCAUGGACCUGCUGAUGGCGAAGCAGCGCCCGGUGAUGCUGGUGGGGAACACGGGCACGGGGAAGUCGGUCCUGAUGCGGGACAAGCUGGAAGCGCUCAGCACAGACGAGUACCUCGUGCAGUCCGUGCCCUUUAACUUCUACACCACCUCGGCCAUGCUGCAGGCUGUCCUUGAGAAGCCCCUGGAGAAGAAAUCCGGGAGGAACUACGGCCCACCCGGGACCAAGAGGCUCAUCUACUUCAUCGAUGACAUGAACAUGCCAGAGGUGGACAAGUAUGGCACGGUGGCACCGCACACGCUCAUCCGGCAGCACAUGGACCACGGCCACUGGUACGACAGGAACAAACUGACUCUGAAGGACAUUCAAAACUGCCAGUAUGUGGCCUGCAUGAACCCGACUGCGGGGUCCUUCACCAUCGACUCCAGGCUGCAGCGCCACUUCUGUGUGUUCGCCGUGAGCUUCCCCGGGCAGGAGGCUCUGCUGACCGUGUACAGCACCAUCCUGGCUCAGCACCUGGCCCUGCAGCGGAUGCCCACGGCUGUCCAGAACCUGCAGCCCCAGCUGGUAGCAGCAGCACUGGCCCUCCACCAGACAGUCGCCUCCACCUUCUUGCCAACAGCCAUCAAGUUCCACUACCUCUUCAACCUCCGGGACCUCUCCAGCAUCUUCCAGGGGCUGCUGUUCUCCACCCCCGAAUGCCUGAAGAGUCCCAUGGACUUGGUGCGUCUCUGGCUGCACGAAGCCGAGCGGGUGUACGGAGACAAACUCGUUGAUGAAAAGGAUCAGAAAAGCUUUGGGAAGAUGUUGGCAGACACCUGCAGGAAGUUCUUUGAUGAUCUCAGCAAAGAUGUGGUGUUUGCCAAGCCCAACAUCUACUGCCACUUUGCCCAGGGCAUGGGGGACCCCAAGUACCUGCCAGUGCCGAGCUGGCCGGCUCUGAACAAACUGCUGGUGGAUGCCUUGGACAGCUACAACGAGAUGAACGCAGCCAUGAACCUGGUGCUCUUUGAAGAUGCCGUGUCUCACAUUUGCAGAAUCAGUCGUAUCUUGGAGUCCCCCCGGGGCAACGCGCUGCUGGUGGGGGUGGGAGGCAGUGGGAAGCAGAGCCUGGCGCGGCUGGCAGCCUACAUCAGCAGUCUGGACGUGUUUCAGAUUACUCUGAGGAAAGGCUAUGGCAUCCCAGACCUGAAGCUGGACCUUGCCUCCCAGUACAUGAAGGCAGCCGUGAAGAACAUCCCCACCGUGUUCCUGAUGACAGACUCCCAAGUUGCUGACGAAUCGUUCCUGGUCCUAAUCAAUGACUUCUUGGCAUCUGGGGAGGUGCCAGGGCUCUUUCAGGAUGAUGACCUGGAAAGCAUUAUCAGUGCCAUGAGGCCCCAAGUGAAGUUCCUUGGGCUGCAAGACACAAGGGAAAACUGCUGGAAAUUGUUCAUAGAAAAAGUCAGGCGGCAGUUAAAGGUCAUCCUCUGCUUCUCCCCCGUGGGCUCAACCCUGCGGGUGCGGGCACGGAGGUUCCCAGCUGUGGUCAACUGCACGGCCAUCGACUGGUUCCACGAGUGGCCGGAGGACGCGCUGGUGUCCGUCAGCAGCAGGUUCCUGGAGGAAACGGGGGACAUCGAGCCCCAGGUCAAGGUCUCCAUCAGCCAGUUCAUGUCCUACGUCCACAUGAGCGUUAAGGAGAUGUCCAAGACCUACCUGGCCACAGAGAGACGCUACAAUUACACCACACCAAAGACCUUCCUGGAGCAGAUAAAGCUUUACCAAAACCUGCUGUCGAAGAAACGGAGCGAGCUCACUGCCAAGAUCGAGAGGCUGGAGAAGGGGCUGACAAAGCUGCAGAGCACAACGUCACAGGUGGAUGACCUGAAAGCCAAGCUGGCGGUCCAGGAGGCAGAGCUGAAGCAGAAGAACGAGGAUGCAGAUAAACUGAUCCACGUGGUGGGUGUCGAGACGGAGAAGGUCAGCAAGGAGAAAGCCAUCGCUGAUGAGGAAGAGAUGAAGGUCGAGGCCAUCAACAAGAACGUGGCUGAGAAGCAGCGAGCCUGUGAGACUGACCUGGCGAAAGCAGAGCCGGCACUCGUGGCUGCCCAGGAGGCCCUCGACACACUCAACAAGAACAACCUGACAGAGCUGAAGUCCUUCGGGUCCCCGCCGCAGGCGGUGGUGAACGUGACAGCAGCUGUGAUGGUCCUGACGGCGCCCAAGGGCAAGAUACCGAAGGAUAAGAGCUGGAAGGCAGCAAAAGUCAUGAUGGGGAAAGUAGACACUUUCCUUGACAGCUUGAAGAAGUUUGACAAGGAGCACAUCCCCGAGCCGUGCCUCAAGGCGUUCCAGCCCUACCGCUCCGACCCCACCUUCGAUCCCGAGUUCAUCAUGUCCAAGUCCACGGCCGCUGCAGGCCUGUGCUCCUGGUGCCUCAACAUCGUCCGGUUCUACGAGGUGUACUGCGAGGUGGAGCCCAAGAGGCAGGCGCUGGAGGAGGCCAACGCCGAGCUGGCCGAGGCGCAGGACAAGCUCCGUCGCAUUAAGAACAAAGUUGCUGACCUGAAUAACAACCUGGCAGCUCUCACGGCAGAAUUUGAGAAAGCUACAGCUGAAAAAAUCAAAUGUCAGCAGGAGGCUGAUGCGACCAACAGAGUCAUCACCUUGGCAAACAGGCUCAUCGGGGGGCUGGCAUCCGAAAACGUGCGCUGGGCUGAGUCAGUGGAGAUGCUGAGAGAGCAGGAGCAGACCCUGUGCGGAGAUGUGCUGCUGAUCUCUGCCUUCGUGUCCUACCUCGGCUACUUCACCAAGAAGUACAGGGCUGAGCUCCUGGAGAAGCACUGGAUCCCCUUCCUCGGCAGGCUGGCGGUGCCCAUCCCCACCACGCCAGGGCUGGACCCCCUCAGCCUCCUCACAGACACGGCCGACGUGGCUGCCUGGAACAACCAGGGUCUGCCCAGCGACCGCACGUCCACCGAGAAUGCCACCAUCCUGUGCAACACGCAGCGCUGGCCCCUGGUGGUGGACGCUCAGCUCCAGGGCAUCAAGUGGAUCAAGAACAAGUACAAGGAGGAGCUGCAGGCCAUCCGCCUGGGCCAGAGGAGUUACCUGGAGACCAUCGAGCGGGCGGUUUCCGAAGGACAGACGCUGCUGAUCGAGGAUGUCGGUGAGACGGUGGAGCCGGUGCUGGACAACCUCCUGGGCAGGAACACCACCAAGAAGGGCAGAUACAUUAGGAUUGGAGAUAAAGAAGUGGAGUAUCACCCGCACUUCCGCCUGAUUCUGCACACCAAGUAUUCCAACCCUCACUACAAGCCAGAGGUGCAGGCUCAGUGCACCCUCAUCAACUUCCUGGUGACCCGGGAGGGACUGGAGGACCAGCUCCUGGCUGCCGUGGUGGCCAAAGAGCGGCCAGACCUGGAGACCCUGAAGGCAAACCUCACCAAGAGCCAGAACGAGUUCAAGAUCAGGCUGAAGGAGCUGGAGGAUUCCCUGCUCGCCCGGCUGUCUGCUGCCACGGGGAACUUCCUGGGGGACACGGCGCUGGUGGAGAACCUGGAAACAACGAAGCGCACGGCCAUGGAAAUUGAGGAAAAGGUGAAAGAAGCAAAAGUCACCGAGGUCCAAAUUAACGUCGCUAGAGAGAACUACAGGCCAGCGGCAGAGCGAGCGUCCCUGCUGUACUUCAUCCUGAGUGACCUCAACAAGAUCAACCUCAUGUACCAGUUCUCUCUCAAGGCAUUCAACAGGGUCUUUGAGAAAGCCAUUCAGCGCACGGCCCCCGACGAGGACAUCAAGCAAAGGGUGAUCAACCUGAUGGAGGAGAUCACCUACUCAGUCUAUGUGUACACUGCACGGGGGCUGUUUGAGAGAGACAAACUCAUAUUCCUGGCCCAGGUCACCUUCCAGGUCCUGGCAAUCAAGAAAGAAGUGAACCCAGCAGAGCUGGACUUUCUUCUGCGCUUCCCUUCCAAGGCCGGUGUCACGUCCCCCGUGGACUUCCUGCAGCCCCAGGGCUGGGGUGGCAUCAAGGUGCUCUCGGAAAUGGAAGAGUUCAGGAACUUGGACAGUGACAUCAAGGGCUCGGCCAAGCGGUGGAAGAAGUUUGUGGAGUCCGAGGUGCCGGAGAAGGAAGUGUUCCCCCAGGAGUGGAAGAACAAGUCAGCUGUGCAGAAGCUGUGCAUGCUGCGGUGCAUGCGGCCGGACAGGAUGACCUACGCCAUCAGGAACUUUGUAGAAGAGAAGAUGGGGAGCAGGUUCGUGGAAGGCAGGAGCGUUGACCUGUCCAAGGCGUACAAGGAGAGCAGCCCCUCCACGCCCCUCUUCUUCAUCCUCUCCCCCGGCGUCGACCCGCUGAAAGACGUGGAGGCCCUGGGCAGAACCCUGAACUUCACCAUCGACAACGGGAGGAUCCACAACGUGUCGCUGGGACAGGGCCAGGAGGCCGUGGCAGAACAAGCCCUGGAGGUGGCAGCUGCCGAGGGCCACUGGGUCAUCCUGCAGAACAUCCACCUGGUAGCCCGGUGGCUGGGCACGCUGGAGAAGACGGUGGAGCAGCACAGCCUGGACAGCCACAGCGACUACCGUGUGUUCAUGAGCGCCGAGCCUGCCGCCAGCCCCGAGGCUCACAUCAUCCCCCAGGGACUGCUGGAAGACGCCAUCAAAAUCACCAACGAGCCCCCGACGGGCAUGUACGCCAACGUGCACAAAGCCCUCGACCUCUUCACCCAGGACACGUUAGAGAUGUGCAGCAAAGAAAUCGAGUUCAAAUGCAUCCUGUUUGCUCUCUGUUACUUCCACGCUGUGGUGGCUGAGCGGCGCAAGUUCGGCGCCCAGGGCUGGAACAGACCCUACCCCUUCAACAACGGGGACCUGACCAUCUCCAUCAACGUGCUCUACAACUACCUGGAGGCAAACCCCAAGGUACCGUGGGAUGAUCUCCGGUACCUCUUUGGUGAGAUCAUGUACGGGGGCCACAUCACGGACGACUGGGACCGCCGGCUGUGUCGGACGUACCUGAGCGAAUACAUCUGUGAGGAGAUGCUGGAAGGGGAGGUGUACUUGGCUCCAGGCUUUCAGAUUCCUCCCAGCCUGGAUUACAAGGGCUACCACCAGUACAUCGACGACAACCUGCCCCCCGAGAGCCCCUACCUGUACGGCCUCCACCCCAACGCCGAGAUUGGCUUCCUCACCGUCACCUCCGACCGGCUCUUGCAGACCGUGCUGGAAAUGCAGCCCAAGGAGUCGGACGCUGCCGGAGGCUCAGGCGUCUCCCGGGAGGAAAAGGUGAAGUCGGUCCUUGACGACAUCAUGGAGAAGCUGCCCGAACCGUUCAACAUGGCAGAGAUCAUGGCAAAAGCAGCAGACAAGACCCCCUAUAUAGUAGUUGCCUUCCAGGAAUGUGAGAGGAUGAACAUCCUGACCCAUGAGAUGAGGCGCUCCUUGAAGGAGCUGGACUUGGGACUGAAGGGCGAGCUGACGAUCACAGCUGACAUGGAGGAGCUGUCACACGCUCUCUUCUACAACACAGUCCCGGCCUCCUGGACGCGUUACGCUUACCCCUCGCUGCUGGGCCUGGGCGCCUGGUACACAGACCUGCUGCUGCGGGCCAGGGAACUGGAAGUCUGGACAACAGACUUUGUGCUGCCUGCAACAGUGUGGCUGUCAGGAUUCUUCAACCCCCAGUCCUUCCUCACGGCUAUCAUGCAGUCCACAGCCAGGAAAAACGAAUGGCCUCUGGACAAGAUGUGUCUGUCGGUGGAUGUGACCAAGAAAAGCCGUGAGGAGAUAACAGCUCCGCCCCGAGAAGGCACCUACGUGCAUGGAUUAUUCAUGGAAGGCGCGCGCUGGGACGUGCCCUCGGCAGCGCUGGCGGACGCGAGGCUGAAGGAGCUGACGCCCACCAUGCCCAUCCUCUUCAUCAGAGCCGUCCCUGCAGACCGCCUGGACACCACCAGCACCUACGAAUGUCCCGUCUAUAAGACGCGGAUGAGAGGUCCCACCUAUGUCUGGACUUUUAACCUGAAGACAAAAGAGAAAGCCGCCAAGUGGGUCCUCGCUGCUGUUGCUCUGCUCUUACAGAACUGAGCUCCAGCAGUUACAGGAAACAGCAAAUGCUUUUACUUGCAAAAACACCCAAAGUUGUGUAAUUUAGAUGAAGUUUGAUUGUACCAGAACUAUUUUAGCAAAGUACUAAUAAAACCAGCACUGGAGGCUGCUCCUCCAGGACGUGGAGUUU
Messenger RNA from Colius striatus (speckled mousebird), 13525 nucleotides. It is a transcript of the gene DNAH17, whose product is annotated as dynein axonemal heavy chain 17. The transcript is spliced from 80 exons. Gene Ontology annotation, biological process: microtubule-based movement. Gene Ontology annotation, cellular component: dynein complex. The coding region runs from base 1 to 13374 and encodes 4457 amino acids. Gene Ontology annotation, molecular function: minus-end-directed microtubule motor activity; ATP binding; dynein light intermediate chain binding. Lineage: Eukaryota; Metazoa; Chordata; Aves; Coliiformes; Coliidae. The record is from RefSeq and is a predicted model, not a curated record.